AUGGACUUAAGGAUUAAAAAUUUUGGUCCAAAUAUAGCUCUUUUGAAGGAUAUUGGUGUGCCUCAAUCUCGAAUUUCUUUUCUUGUGACUAAUAUGCCAAGCACAGCAUGUUCCAAACAUUAUAAAUUUUCCAAGGUUGUCAAUGAGGUUAAGGAAAUGGGAUUUAAUCCCACCCAAACUGUGUUUGUUAAGGCAGUUGGAGUAAUUAACCAAUUGAAGGAAUCGGUUUGGGAAUCUAAGUUUAAGGUUUAUAGGAGGUGGGGUUUGUCCGAGGAUGAGAUUCUCACUGCUUUUAGAAGGUUUCCAUAUUGUAUGCAAAUAUCUGAGGAGAAGAUUACAAAAGCUAUGGACUUCCUUGUGAACAAAAUGGGUAGGCUGUCGCGAGAUAUUUCCAAAAUGCCAGAAGUUCUCUGUUACAGUUUGGAGAAGAGGAUUGCUCCCCGGUGUUUGGUUAUUUAG
Molecule: messenger RNA, 459 nt
Organism: Pistacia vera
Lineage: Eukaryota; Viridiplantae; Streptophyta; Magnoliopsida; Sapindales; Anacardiaceae
Exons: 1
Coding region: 1-459 (152 amino acids)
Biological process (GO): chloroplast organization; regulation of DNA-templated transcription
Cellular component (GO): chloroplast
Molecular function (GO): double-stranded DNA binding
Source: RefSeq, a predicted model, not a curated record